AUGGGUGAGAUCAACGAAGAGAAGCAUGAUAUCUCGGUCACCGAGGGGGCUAAGGUGGCCACGAUGCAUGGCAUGACUGCGGAGAAGCCGGGGGCCACCACCAAGUCUGUCUUCAAUGCCGAGCUGUUCGCUGCCAUCAAUGAGACCAAGAUCGAGAGAUGGAGCAAGACCAGUAUCCACCUAUAUUGCGCAGUCUGUAUAUUCGUCUCCUUCUGCUGUGCCUGCGCCAAUGGCUAUGACGGCUCGCUCAUGGGCGCCGUCUUCGCCAUGGACCACUACCAGGCCACCUUCAACACCGGCAUGACCGGCCAGAAGGUCUCUGUCGUCACCUCGCUCUACACAGUUGGCUCAAUGGUUGCAACUCCCUUUUCAGCUGUUAUUUCCGACAAUUUCGGCCGUCGCAAGUGCAUGUUCGUAGGCGGAUGGGUGAUUAUCAUUGGAUCUAUCGUCAUCGCAACGGCAAGCACCCUCGCUCAUUUCAUCGUCGGUCGUUUCAUUCUCGGUUUCGGCAUCCAGAUUAUGGUCGUGUCCGCCCCGGCCUACGCGGCAGAGAUUUCGCCCCCUCACUGGCGCGGUCGUGCAGUCGGCUUGUAUAACUGCGGCUGGUUCGGUGGCUCUAUCCCCGCCGCGUGCGUGACCUACGGAUGCAACUACAUUGACAGCAACUGGUCAUGGCGCGUGCCUUUCUUGUUGCAGUGCUUCGCCUCAGUUAUCGUCAUCAUCUCCGUCUGGUUCAUCCCUGAGUCCCCCCGUUGGCUCAUCGCCCACGGCAAGGAGGAAGAGGCGAUCGCCAUCCUGGCCAAAUACCACGGCAAUGGCGACCCCAACGCUCGACUAGUGCGUCUAGAGGCUGAUGAGAUGCGUGAAGGUAUUCGCCAGGACGGUAUCGACAAGAGAUGGUGGGAUUACCGUCCCUUCCUCCUUUCCCACAACGGCCGCUGGCGAUUUGCCCAGGUCAUCAUGAUCUCCAUCUUCGGUCAAUGGUCCGGUAACGGUCUCGGAUACUUCAACCCGGCCAUCUACGAGGCCCUCGGCUACACCUCCAGCUCCAUGCAGCUCUUGCUCAACCUCGUCAACUCGAUCGUGGGUGCAAUCGGUGCUUUGACAGCUGUGUACUAUUGCGACAGGAUGCCCAGACGAACUGUGCUUGUAUGGGGAACACUCGGCUGCGCCAUUUGCAUGGCCGUCAACGCUGGCGUUUCCCAGCCUCUGAUCCCGCAGCGUAACGCAGGCGAAACCCUCGACCCGACCUUCGGCCGAACCGCGCUCGCCUUCUACUACCUCUUCCAGGUUGUCUUCUCCUUCACCUACACUCCUCUCCAGGGUGUUGUCCCUGCCGAAGCCCUGGAGACUACCACGCGCGCCAAGGGUCUCGCUCUGUCGGGAUUCCUGGUCAGCGGAACAAGCUUCAUUUCACAAUAUGCGUCGCCGAUCGCGCUGGGCAAUAUCUCGACCAAUUACUUCUGGAUUUUUGUAGGCUGGGAUGUUGUGGAAACAGCUUGCUGGUACCUCUUUGGUGUCGAGGCCCAGGGCCGUACCCUCGAAGAACUCGAGUACAUUUACAACCAGCCCUACCCAGUCAAGGCGUCCAAGAAGCGCGACCGCGUUGUUGUCCAGCAGGACGGCCACGUUACCGAGAAGAUCUCAGCGGAUGAGGCUUAG
Aspergillus nidulans FGSC A4 is the source of this 1662-nucleotide messenger RNA. RefSeq names its product putative MFS lactose permease. Gene Ontology annotation, cellular component: membrane. Gene Ontology annotation, molecular function: transmembrane transporter activity. Lineage: Eukaryota; Fungi; Ascomycota; Eurotiomycetes; Eurotiales; Aspergillaceae. Gene Ontology annotation, biological process: carbohydrate transmembrane transport; proton transmembrane transport; transmembrane transport. The transcript has 9 exons. Bases 1 to 1662 code for a protein of 553 amino acids. The record is from RefSeq and is a predicted model, not a curated record.